UAAACCUCAACCGUUCGGUUCCGAUCUAUCCGCUAUUCCGCUCGCAAGAAGCAUCGCGCGGCGAUCGAAUUUCCUGUCCCUGUUAUUCGCUCGUAUUCGUCAAUUUGCCAUUGCACGCGCGUUUCACUUCUCCCAGCCGAACUCGAAAUGGUCAUCCAAAUCGACGCUGUUGAAUCGCGAUCGCGAUCGGACCGAUGAAUCGAAACUGCUUGCUAGUCGAACGAGUGCGCCGAAUAAUUCGGAGGACCGUCAGCUGUGAUAUUAACGAAUUAAUUCGAAAAAAAAACGGUAGUUUCCUGAGGUUUACGACGGCUAUUUAUAAAUCGAAAUGUUGUAGAAAAAUUCAGUCUCACCGUUGAAUCUUUUUUUUCCGAUGACUGAAUCGUGCGUUUCUAAUUUAACACAGUGCAACGGCGGUCAAGCGAAUCGAUGACGUUUCGAUGCGACGAGCGCGAGUCACUCAUCUCGGGAACUUAUUAUUUGACGGACGAUCAUCGUAAUUCAGCCUCGAAUCCGCGCAAAUUUGCGUAACUUUAUUAACGAGUUUAUAUCGAAUCCCCAAGUCGCGCGCACGGUUGGUUCCAUCAAGAUGGAGAACUGACUUUCGGGCGAAUCGGUCCCGAAGAGCGGCGCCGUAGAAUUUCGUUGAUCCACAUCGUGAAUCACGGUGAAUCACGAUGGUGGUUUCCCCAUCGUGCGACCAUGCCGUGACCGUCGGAAACCCAUGCGGCUAUCGUUGUGUACCGGGGUACGAGAUGAGUCACGAGGAUACCUCGUUGAUUCGAAGUGAGCGCGGAUGAAGUGAUUACGAGGACUCCGUGGAUUUUCGAAUCGCGGACCAGCCUGGUCCGAGAGCGAUCCAGGGAUCAGGAUGCGGUGGAUCGGUUACGUGGCCACGAUUCUCUGGUGGUCGGGCAUCGCCAGGUCUCUCAGCACGCUGAAUCGAGGUCACAGUUACAAAAUCAGUCCGAAGCCCUGCAGAGUGCCCGGUUCCGAGGGCAAGGAAGGCACGUGCAUGUUCGUGUGGGAGUGCAUCAAAUCCGAAGGCACGCACGUGGGCGUGUGCGUGGACAGCUUCAUGUUCGGUAGUUGCUGCGUUCACAACACGACGGUGAACACGAUAAAUGCGUCUCAUCAUCAUCAGCAGCAGCACAACAGUCCAACGGGUGCCUUAAGACCGACAUUACCCCAGGCGGAGUCAGCCGCGAACGGGACUACCAGACUGCCGUCGACCUCCCUCUCGAGUUUCUCCUGGAUAACGCCGAGCACCGUGAAACCAAGUGUUCAUCAAUUCUCAGAAUCUCACGGUUCCACCGGAAGCUCGACCAGGCCAAUGAAACCGUUCUCGCAUGGGGCGAGACCUUUGCAAAAAAGACCGCACGCCAAACCAACGUCCGAGCAUGACGUCAAUAGGCAGCAAACUCCGGCAGUGUCCUCCGUGUCGUUGAGCACGUGGGCGGGAAGUAGGCCGCAGGGAACGAAGAGACCCGGGAAUCAUCACGAAGGUCAUCAGAAGACCAGACCAGCGAACACAGAGAGACCGUCAUCCGUGCAAAGCCAACCGGGCUUCAAGGAUAAAGAGACUCAUAACACGUUAAUCGUGCGAUUGCCAGGAAAGGAACAUGCCGAUGAUGAAAUCGCAGAGUCGAACAAACCGAACAAGCUGAGCAAACCAGGAAAACCGAACAGUCAAAGGCCAUCCGAGUCGAGGCCCGAUGACAGCAAAACCGAGGAUACAGAUCUCAAUGUGCAAGAAACGAUCAAUCGACCGAACGUCAAUUCCGUCAUUGAGAAUGAAACGGCGAAAGAGUCGCAUCCAAGUCUGAAUUUUAUACACACCGAACGGCCGCAUUGGGCUACCAAGCCGCAAUCGAAACCGUCGUCAACGGAUUUCUCUAAGCCGUUCUUCUCUAUCAAGACGACCACUUAUCGACCAGUUUCGAUAAGCAAUCAGGCAGAUCAUAGACCGAAUUUUAUCUCGAAACCGAGCACUUGGGCCACGAAAACGUCAUCGUCAAUGACAACGACGACGACCGUCAGACCGAUGUACGUCAAACAGCCUUCCACCAGCGCAGCCGGAUCCGUACCACAAACCUCUCAUUGGCAAGUAACUACAGAACCGGCGUUCGUCACUAAACAGAAACCGUCGUCGUUAUCCUUAGUGUCAACAUCAUUCUCUUCGCCCUCGUCAUCUUCGUCCUCGUCGUCGUCCAAACCGACAACUGCGAUUACUGUAUCGGAGACCGUGAGAAUACCGUCUUCAAGCACAAAUUCUCAUUUCUGGUCCAACAACUGGACGCCGCCUAGACCGUCCAUGAAACCGCAUUGGACGGAUAGUCCUAGUCUUCUUCAGAACGGUCCGGAAAACUUUCCACCGCGACCGAACUUCAAGCCGACCGAGCCGCAAAGCACCGAGUACCAGAAGCCGCUGGGUUCGGCGCAUUACAUAACAACGUCCCACUUGGAGACGUCAACUAGGCCGCGACCGACGAAGAAAACCACAACGUUAAGCACGACGUCGUCCGCAUUGACGUCCUCUUUCACCAGCGUUACAACCAGCCCGACGACCGCGAUGGCGACGAUGACAACGACUACGGGCAGCACGACGGCGACCAGCGCGAGUAUCGCGAGUAGUACCACGAGCGUGACCACUAAAUCAGAAGCGUCGAGUACCGAAACGGUGAGCGAGAAAGCGACAGGUUCGGUGAUGACGGUAGCAGCGGCCGACGAAAGCAAGAAUAUGCAAUGCGGCGUGCCGCCGCUGUUUCCGCGGCCGGAAACGAGAAUUGUCGGCGGCAAGGAUGCGCCGUUCGGCCGCUGGCCUUGGCAGGUGUCCGUGCGUCGCACCUCCUUCUUCGGCUUCUCGAGUACUCAUCGGUGCGGCGGAGCGGUACUCAACGAGAACUGGAUCGCCACAGCGGGCCACUGCGUCGAUGAUUUAUUGACAUCGCAAAUCCGGAUACGAGUCGGCGAGUACGACUUCUCGUCGAUCCAGGAACGGCUGCCGUAUGUGGAACGCGGCGUCGCCAAGAAGGUCGUGCAUCCCAAGUACAAUUUCUUCACGUACGAGUACGACCUGGCGUUGGUGCGACUCGAGAGCGCGCUGACCUUCGCCGCGCACAUCUCGCCUAUCUGCCUGCCGGCCACGGACGAUCUUCUGAUCGGCGAGAACGCGACGGUCACGGGCUGGGGAAGGCUGAGCGAGGGCGGAACACUACCCACCGUGCUGCAGGAGGUCUCUGUGCCGAUAGUGAGCAACGAUAGGUGCAAGUCGAUGUUCUUAAGAGCCGGCCGACACGAGUUCAUACCAGAUAUUUUCCUCUGCGCCGGUUACGAGACCGGUGGGCAAGAUUCGUGUCAGGGCGACUCCGGAGGUCCUCUUCAGGUGCGAGGGAAGGACGGCAGGUACUUCCUGGCUGGUAUCAUAUCCUGGGGUAUCGGAUGCGCGGAGGCCAAUUUACCAGGCGUCUGCACGCGAAUCUCCAAGUUCGUGCCGUGGAUUUUGAAGAACGUCACCUGAUCCGCCGUACGAAAGUCGCGAUA
Molecule: messenger RNA, 3543 nt
Organism: Linepithema humile (Argentine ant)
Lineage: Eukaryota; Metazoa; Arthropoda; Insecta; Hymenoptera; Formicidae
Gene: Sb
Product: Stubble
Biological process (GO): proteolysis
Molecular function (GO): serine-type endopeptidase activity
Source: RefSeq, a predicted model, not a curated record